AUGCCAGGCAGCGGCCCCAGCGAGAGGAUGACGUGGCCUGGUCCGGCCCUCCCCGCGGCACCCCCAACGCGCCCUCUCUCCUCAGCCCCGGGGACACCGCCUCUCCCGCCCCUCACCCGGACCCGCAGCCUCAUGGCCAUGUCCCUGCCGGGCAGUAGACGGGCCUCUGCUGGAUCCCGCAGGCGCACCUCUCCCCCCGUGAGCGUGCGGGACGCCUACGGCACCUCCUCUCUCAGCAGCAGCAGCAACUCAGGCUCCUACAAGGGCAGCGACAGCAGCCCCACGCCCAGGCGCUCCAUGAAGUACACGCUGUGCAGCGACAACCAUGGUGUCAAGCCGCCCACCCCGGAGCAGUACCUGACGCCCCUGCAGCAGAAGGAGGUGUGCAUCCGGCACCUGAAGGCACGGCUGAAGGACACCCAGGACCGGCUGCAGGACCGGGACACGGAGAUCGAUGACCUGAAGACGCAGCUGUCGCGCAUGCAGGAGGACUGGAUCGAGGAGGAGUGCCACCGUGUGGAGGCGCAGCUGGCCCUAAAGGAGGCGCGCAAGGAGAUCAAGCAGCUCAAGCAGGUCAUCGACACCGUCAAGAACAACCUGAUCGACAAGGACAAGGGGCUGCAGAAGUACUUCGUGGACAUCAACAUUCAGAACAAGAAGCUGGAGACACUGCUGCACAGCAUGGAAGUGGCCCAGAACGGCACAGCCAAGGAAGACGGCGCUGGGGAGUCGGCCGGCGGGUCCCCCGCCCGCUCCCUCACCCGCAGCUCCACCUACACCAAGCUGAGUGACCCUGCUGUCUGCGGCGACCGACCCCCCGGCGACCACCCCGGGGCCUCUGCAGAGGACGGGGCUGACAGCGGUUUCGCGGGGACCGAGGACACGCUGAGCCGGACAGACGUGCUGGAGGCCAGCAGCCUGCUGUCAUCGGGGGUGGACUGCGGCCCUGAGGAGGGCUCGUUGCACAGCAGCUUCGGCCUGGGCCCCCGCUUCCCUGCCAGCAACACCUACGAGAAGCUUCUGUGUGGCCUGGAUGCCGGCGUGCAGGCCAGCUGCGUGCAGGAGCGCGCCGUCCAGACGGACUUCGUGCAGUACCAGCCGGACCUGGACACCAUCCUGGAGAAAGUGACCCAGGCCCAGGUCUGCGGAGCAGUCCCUGAAUCGGGGGACAGGGGCCCAGAGCCGGAGCCCCACCCCCCAGGGCCCAAAGACUGCAGCUCCGCCGUGGUGGUGACGGUGGGGGACGAGCUAGAGGCCCCGGAGCCCAUCACCCGGGGGCCGAGCCCACACCGGCCCGGUGCCAACCCCAGCCCAGGCCCAUCGGUGAGUGUGGCAUGCCCCGUGGAAGAGGAGGAGGAGGCGGCCGCUGAGAAGGAACCCAAGAGCUACUGGAGCCGCCACUACAUCGUGGAUCUGCUGGCCGUGGUGGUACCAGCCGUGCCCACGGUGGCCUGGCUGUGCCGCUCCCAGCGGCGCCAGGGCCAGCCCAUUUACAACAUCAGCUCCCUGCUGCGGGGCUGCUGCACUGUGGCCUUGCACUCCAUCCGCAGGAUCAGCUGCCGCUCGCUGGGCCAGCAGGGUCCAAGCCAGGCGGCCGGCAGCUCCCAGCUGUGA
Molecule: messenger RNA, 1614 nt
Organism: Enhydra lutris kenyoni (northern sea otter)
Lineage: Eukaryota; Metazoa; Chordata; Mammalia; Carnivora; Mustelidae
Product: syntaphilin
Exons: 4
Coding region: 1-1614 (537 amino acids)
Biological process (GO): neuron differentiation
Cellular component (GO): mitochondrion; cytoplasmic microtubule
Source: RefSeq, a predicted model, not a curated record